Molecule: messenger RNA, 2121 nt
Organism: Varroa destructor (honeybee mite)
Lineage: Eukaryota; Metazoa; Arthropoda; Arachnida; Mesostigmata; Varroidae
Source: RefSeq, a predicted model, not a curated record
UCCAAAUAAGUUAUGCUAAAUAAAAUAUUUUUAACACAACUUCUCGUUUUCUGCCGCUAAUACCGACAGCAUUUUAAGCCGUUUUAAUUUUUCAACGGCGAACUGCUUCAGUUCUCAUAACAGUGAGGUCAGAGAUAAAUAUGACAUUGUCAGAAGUCAAUGCCAUAGUCUAAAGGUUGCGCCGCGUUACCGGGUCGUACAUAGAGAUAAUAAGCGUCACAAUUAAGCACAAUCUUGACUUCGAACCAGUAGCCAGGCUGGUGCGACCUCACCCAGUAGGCCCCAAGGAUUCUUCAAAAGAAGGCCUCAUUUAUUGAUAUUUAUAUCAAUAGACAUUCAUGAGGUGUUUGCUGAACAGUUGGUUAACAGUUGAUAGCAGCCUAAAAAACUUCAAAUUUAAUUUUUUUAAAUUUAAAACCUUAUCUUUAAAUCUCAACUUACUAGCAAAUUAGUAAAUUAAGAGAUAUAGAAAUCAUUCAGUAUUUCCUGUUCCAACAACCAGACGACCAAACUCAUUGGACCUUUCAAGUAUCAGAUAGCUCUCCUCUUCACCACAACGUCCAGACGACCAAUCUCGUUGGAACUAACAGUCACCUAGACCUAUAGGUGAAACUAAGUUCCUCUGACAAGAACGUUGUCAACCUUGGUAGACAGAUGUUAAAAAGGAAAGGUCAAGACAGAAGGCUUGCACUGGUAUUCUCUAUGGGAUCCAACCGCAGUUCGCGAAAAGGGCUCCAUCGACGCCCUCAGCGACCCCCGCAACCUCUACUACGACAAUAGAUGUAUGGAUUAUAGGCAGCUACUAGUCGACAUAUUUUCGUUAUUGCUAAUCGACAGCUCGUUGUCAAUUAAUCCCAUACACUGUUUUUGUAAUUAAGCUGGAAUUAAAGUGAGCGGCAAAGUACAGCAAGUUAUAUCUCACUUACUUAAAGUUGUAAAUACUUUCGCCCAUGAGUUUAACCUUGUCCUCCUUACCCGAUGUGAAUAGAAGCAGUCCUGUCAUUACGAUGCUUGCUUCGAUUUUUUCCAUUCGUGAGCUCUUGUUUGUUACGUCAUUUGGGACCAAAUAUUCAGAGUAGCUUGUUGCGACCAGUAGUAAAAACAUGCCCUCCCGGCAACCAGUGGCCAGCACUGGAAGAACCCGUCGAAAACUACAACUCGGCAUUGUUCUGCUGUUCCUGGCAAACUAUUUUUGCGACGCUUACGUGCGCGAAAGUCGGUUCGCACUUAUUCAAGCAUGGAAUCUCCAGGCUACACUAGAGAUGCAGUGGUUUAGAUUAGACCGUUUCAGUCGAGUGUUCUAUGGGAUAUAUUCAUGUGAUGAGCUGUUAUCGGUGUGCAGAUACGAUGAAGUCAAUAAGACUACAAUUGCAGAUCCUGAGUUGACUCCCGACCCAAUCGUUUUCGAAAUGGGUGUCAUCUCACAGAAGCUCAAUCUGGGGGUGUUCCCCAGAUAUUUCAUUGGUUUAACGGAGUACGACGCAAAGCCUUUAAGCUUUGGCCCGUUGAAUAUGUUACCGUGUGACGACAUCUGCUUCAAAAGCUUCCCACCGAGGGUCGACACUGAUGCUAACGACCCAUUCGAUACACACGCAUUUUACUGGUCCUCAACAUCAAAAUAUCUCUCUCUCACCCUGAGGUUCCGAGCCUAUAGGACGAGGUGUACGCAGUACGGGCAUUAUCAAGACAACAAAUUUAAUUCUUAUACGAAGCUUGAAUUCGUGACGAAUAAUUAUGACAGAGGCUACGCAAGAGCAGAGGGAAACUGGUAUUAUAAACUAGUCUUCAAGCAUUUUGAUGAACAGAGGUUAUUUAUAAUUAAAGUGUUAUUUGGUUUUACGUGUCCAGGGUACCCGGAACGUUCUUACUACAGGAAGUUCAACUUUUCUGUGAGCAAAAAAUAACUGUAGCACGCUGACUCACGCCUCAUCACUCAGCUUGCCUGGGACACUGAUUAAUGAGUAAUAGAUUUCGGUUGAAUGUGCCUAUGGGCUUAUGUUUUCAAUAUGUUUCAGUUACAUGUUCCAUCUCGCCUGCCUGGUUCUAUUAUACAUAAUAGAUGCCCAUCCUAAAACAAAAUGAGCGAAUAUAGAUGAAAUCGAUUGCGAUACAAUAGGUAUA